AUAACCGCCACCGAGCCUACUCUCCUCUUCUCCAAAGUCUUCGCAAGCCACAGACCCUCAUUCCCUCCCAGAUCACAAUCAACUCUCUCUCUCUCUCUCUCUCUCUCUAGUUUAAAUUCCGAUGGUGCCUCCCCGAGUCUCAUGAAUCAUCGUCAUCGAAUAUGAGAGUGUCUUCCCCUAGUCCCGUUGAGCCCAGGCACCGCCUCUCUGCUUCAGCAAGUGAUGACGCUAAGAGAAGGUUCCUGAGGGGUAAAGUUGUUAAAGAUGAGGAGAAGUCUCUGAUUGCUCCUGCUCAAGAUAGAAAUCUUAACUGCAAGCCUACCUUGAAACUUGUCUUGGCUGUUAUAAUAGUGGGGACUUUCGCGACGCUCUUAUUCUCUCCAGUUGUUCAUAUUGUAGAACAACGGUCCAGUUCUGAAUCUCGGCUAUCUUCUGAAGACAGAUUGACAAGAGAGAGUGUUGGUGCAGAUUUACGUUAUGUAUCGUCUUUAGACAUUAAUUGGUAUGAAAUAUCGGAAGUCGUUGAGAAACUGACAGACGUGAAAGAUUAUCAGGGACUGGGUCUAUUGAACUUUAAUGACGAUGAGGUCGAUCAUUGGAGGGAGCUCUUGCCAGAUAUAGAGCAUGUUGUUCUACACCUUGACCAUGUGUCAAACAACAUAACAUGGGACUCCCUGUACCCAGAAUGGAUAGAUGAAGAAGAAGAUUUUGAGGUUCCUACUUGUCCCUCUCUACCAAAGAUUGAGAUUCCUGGAAAACCACGGGUUGAUUUAGUUGCCGUCAAGCUUCCCUGUAACAAAUCAGGCAGUUGGUCUAGAGAUGUAGCCCGUUUGCAUUUACAGCUUGAAGCAGCAAGGCUUGCUGCUUCAUCCAAAGGGUAUCACCAAGUGCAUGUGCUUCUGGUGACUGAUUGCUUUCCAAUCCCAAAUUUAUUCACCAGCAAAGAGCUUGUUGCACAUAAAGGAAAUGUGUGGCUUUAUGAUCCAAACCUGAAUAUAUUGAGAGACAAGCUUCAGCUCCCCGUAGGGUCAUGUGAACUUGCAGUUCCUUUGAAGGCAAAAGAAAAUUUUUACUCGGAAAGAGCCCACCGAGAAGCAUAUGCAACAAUCCUGCACUCUGCCAACUUAUAUGUAUGUGGAGCCAUUGCUGCAGCUCAGAGCAUUCGUAUGUCUGGUUCAACACGAGAUCUUGUCAUACUUAUUGACGAAACCAUCACCGAGUAUCAUCGAGAAGGAUUGGCAGCUGCUGGGUGGAAAAUUCACUUAAUCCAAAGAAUCCGAAAUCCUAAAGCUGAACCAGAAGCAUACAAUGAAUGGAACUACAGCAAAUUCCGUCUUUGGCAGUUGACUGAUUAUGACAAGAUCAUAUUCAUUGAUGCUGACAUGCUUAUACUGAGGAAUAUUGAUUUCCUGUUUGAGAUGCCAGAGAUAUCAGCCACAGGAAAUAAUGCUACUUUGUUCAACUCGGGUGUGAUGGUUGUUGAACCAUCAAACUUUACAUUCCAGCUGCUCAUGGAUCAUAUCAAUGAGAUUGUGUCCUACAAUGGCGGGGACCAGGGGUAUUUGAAUGAGAUAUAUACCUGGUGGCACAGGAUUCCUAAACAUAUGAACUUCUUGAAACACUUUUGGGAAGGUGAUGAGCCGGAGAAAAAGGAAAGGAAGACACACCUCUUUCAAGCCAAUCCUCCGAUCCUCUAUGUCCUCCAUUAUCUGGGUAAUAAGCCAUGGCUUUGCUUCCGUGACUAUGACUGCAACUGGAAUGUGGAUAUUUUGCAGGAGUUUGCUAGUGAUGUUGCACAUAAAAGGUGGUGGAAAGUGCAUGAUGCUAUGCCAGAAAACUUGCAGAAAUUCUGUCUUCUUCGGUCCAAGCAGAAGGCGGCACUAGAAUGGGAUCGGAGGCAAGCUGAGAAAGCAAAUUACACCGAUGGUCACUGGAAAAUUAAGAUAAAAGACAAGCGUUUGAAGACUUGCUUUGAAGAUUUCUGCUUCUGGGAGAGCAUGUUAUGGCACUGGGGGGAAAAGAAUUGGACAGAUAACGCUACUACUGUUACACCAUCACCACCUGCACUCACUACUGCAUCUAUCAAUUCUUCAUGACUUGUUUCUUCUUUCAUACUUUCAUAAUUAAAUCCAAUGAUACAAAGCCAAACACAA
This is a messenger RNA of Argentina anserina (silverweed cinquefoil), 2153 nucleotides long. Its product is annotated as putative UDP-glucuronate:xylan alpha-glucuronosyltransferase 3. The transcript is spliced from 5 exons. The coding region runs from base 162 to 2096 and encodes 644 amino acids. Gene Ontology annotation, biological process: xylan biosynthetic process. The record is from RefSeq and is a predicted model, not a curated record. Gene Ontology annotation, molecular function: glycosyltransferase activity. Lineage: Eukaryota; Viridiplantae; Streptophyta; Magnoliopsida; Rosales; Rosaceae.